AUUGCCGCGGAUUUCGGUCAAUCUCAGCUUCGCGCGCAUCUCACAGCUGUGUACUAGUGUAGCAGGCAGCUCCUCACCGAAUGUGAGGUUCCUCCCGGAUGAAGUACCUAUUGCUGGCGCUGGACUCCCUCGCUCUGGCGUCCGCAGCGGCAGUGCAUCACCCAGACGUUGUGCAGGAGCCAAGAGGUGAGGAUCGCAAGGCGCUCUUCGAGGUGUCGGCCGGCGGCCAUGUCAAGCCUCGGCGCGAGAGGAGUGUCAUGCGCUCGGAGGCGCACGCGGAGCUUGCAGCUCGAGCCGAAAGAGACGACAGCGACAUGGACCAUUUCCAGCUGCGGCUGUUGGAUGACUCGCAGAGAAAAGCCACCACGAAGAGGGCCAUCGUCACCCACAUCUGCGACAGCAGCUGGGCCCCUGGAGCCCUGGCCCUGGCGGCGUCGCUGAAGAAGGCGGGCAGCCAGAUGAACCUGGUGCUCAUGACCACCAGCGAUAUUGAUUCUCGCUACCAGCGCCUCCUAUCGCACGUCUUCGACAAGGUCUUUGUGGAGGAGCCAGUGCGGCCCCACGAGAGCAUUGUGCGGGAUGGGGCGGACUGCGUGACGCUGCAGCUGAGAGCUUGGCAGUUGCCCUACGAGAAGCUUCUGUACAUGGAUGCAGACAUGAUUGCCUUGAAGAAUCAUGAUGCCCUACUGGACCAGUUUGACGAGCUGGCUGCCCGCAGAGAUGCCGGCAUCCACUCGCAGUUCAACGGAGGCAUGUUUGUCCUGGAGCCCUCCCAGGACAAGUUCCAGCAGCUCCGGAACCGCCUGAAAGACUUCAGGCUCCCAGCCAAGGGGAAUGGCGGCAUCCAGGCUUUCCUGAACAGCGCCUUCCCCGAAUGCCCGGAAGCCAGUCCCGGAGUUGGGUGCUGGAUGGGCCAGCUGGGAGAUGAGUACAACAAGUUUACGCGUGAGUUGAGCGAAGACCAGCUGGCAUCUGGCACAUACGCAAGCCUUCACUUCAGUGGAGACUGGGGAGGUCAAAGGAAGCCUUGGAUGGCCGACUGCAUGGUGUCCUCCGACUCCGUCACCAGGAGGAAGGACACAGGAUUGCAAAGCAAAAUCCUACAAGUUUGGCUGGACGCCUUUCGUGGAGUGGAAGCCCCUGAGGGCCUGGAAGAUUUGCUGCAUAUUGAUUGCCCGGCGGGUGACGAGAUGUGACGGACCGAGGAAAAGCUUUAGCUUGGACAUUUUACAACAGUUCGGUCAUGUGGCCCAU
This is a messenger RNA of Effrenium voratum, 1254 nucleotides long. The record is from the annotation of a GenBank genome assembly. NCBI's taxonomy places the organism in Eukaryota, Dinophyceae, Suessiales, Symbiodiniaceae.